This is a messenger RNA of Thrips palmi, 1904 nucleotides long. It is a transcript of the gene Der-1, whose product is annotated as derlin-1. Gene Ontology annotation, cellular component: endoplasmic reticulum membrane; Hrd1p ubiquitin ligase ERAD-L complex. The transcript is spliced from 7 exons. The coding region runs from base 286 to 1041 and encodes 251 amino acids. The record is from RefSeq and is a predicted model, not a curated record. Gene Ontology annotation, biological process: endoplasmic reticulum unfolded protein response. Gene Ontology annotation, molecular function: misfolded protein binding; ubiquitin-specific protease binding. NCBI's taxonomy places the organism in Eukaryota, Metazoa, Arthropoda, Insecta, Thysanoptera, Thripidae.
CGAGUACACUACCUCGGCCACUCAUGGAUGACCUGUCAACACCUUUGAUUUCCCAUUCCUACACAUGGCGUUUUGCAGCUGGGUCACCUUGAAAGAACUUUGAUUCCGCAGGCGUGGUGGCCCUGAAGGGUGUCGUGUUGUGUUCGGAGCGGCUGUUCUGCUCCUGCUCCGUGUUUCGUGUCAGAGAAAAGGUUGUACGUGUUCUUUUGAGCGAUUUUCGUCACUCCACUGCGAUCAUCACCCACUUUCUCGUUCCGAAACUGUGCACUGUCUUAAAGAUUCACAAUGAGUGACAUUGCUCAAUGGUUUAAAGGGCUACCCACCUUCACGAGGUACUGGUUGGGGCUGACUCUUGGCUUUUCCAUUCUUGGACGAUUUGGCCUACUGAAAGCACACCAGCUUAUUCUCCUUUAUGAACCCUUCAUUAAAUAUUUCCAGAUCUGGAGGGCUGGCACAGCAUUGUUUUAUUAUCCUUUGUCUCCAGCAACAGGAUUUCACUUCAUGAUAAAUUGUUAUUUUCUUUAUAAUUAUUCAUUAAAACUAGAAACAGGAGUUUUCGAUGGCCGUCCUGCUGAUUAUUGCUUCAUGCUCCUCUACAAUUGGAUAUGUUGUGUGAUUGUUGGCCUGAUUGUGGAGAUACCAUUUUUGAUGGAUCCCAUGGUGCUGAGUGUGCUGUACGUAUGGUGCCAACUCAACAGGAAUGUCAUUGUAAACUUCUGGUUUGGUACCCAGUUUAAAGCCAUGUACCUUCCCUGGGUUCUUUUUGCCUUCAACCUCAUUAUUUCUGGCGGUGGCAUCCUGGAGCUUGUGGGAAUCCUUAUUGGCCACUUGUACUUUUUCCUUACAUUCCAACUUCCUCAGGAGAUGGGAGGACCAACUUUCUUGUCUACUCCACAGAUUUUGUACAAGUACUUCCCCAAUCAACGAAACGCUGUUCAUGGAUUUGGUGCUCCACCGACAAACCGCAGAGCAGCAGAAGGUGCCCCUGCAGCAGGUGGUAGACAUAGUUGGGGCCGAGGACAUGUCCUUGGAAAUAAUUGAAGAACAACAAAAUCUUUUCUCUCUUUCUGUCCUGUAGGAUAUAUAUACUGUUACCUCCAUAUCUAAUGGUUGUUUCUAAAAUAUCUGUAUUUUACAAUGCAUAGUAUUUGGAAGUUGACAAAGAUUCCAUUUAUUGUUGAUGAAUUGUAAAAUUUGACUUUUGACAUUUAAUUGUGCUCUCACCAAUCUCAUGUUGUGAGCUUAGAAUUCUGUGUUUUAGAAGUAACAAAUCAUCUCACUUCUUCCUAAUAUCUCUUCUUUAAAAUGCAGCAUUUCGUGUUAUGCUGGUUUAGUGUAUUUGUGAGUUCAGUUGCAUUGCUUUUUCUUCAAUAAUCAUAUUUUUCUGAAGAUGUACAAUUUUUCUAUUGUCAUUAUUUGUUUGUCAAUUUUGUUACCAUUUUAUGUUUAUACAAAUCUCAAUAGCUUAAGCUAUUGUGUAACUUAAAUCCUAAUUCCUAUUCGUGCUUCAUCCCAAAAUGAGUAAUUUGUAGCUGUGUGUUUCCAUUUUCCAUUCAAUAGCUGUGAGUUACAGAAGCAUAGCUUGAUUAUCUACAUACCAAGGUGAAACUCUUCACUCCUAAAACUGGUGAAUUUUAUCCUUACUUUCUAAUUUGGAUACAUCAGAGUGAAUAGAUGUGACUUCCUAAUAGGUAAAUAACAUCAUGGGUGUAGGUAUGUUAAAAAAUGCAAUUGGUUGGGGUUUUACCACCCUAAGAUAAUAACUUCAAUUUUGUUGUUUCCUGUUAUUUAUUGUGAAGUGUACAUGAUAUUUUGACUCCUAAGGGAAAAUGAAAUGGUGUAAUGACUGAAGUGCAUGUGUGUAUAUUUUAUGUGUUUAAUAAAUUCAAGGAAGGUGAUCAGAA